AACAGCAUGGCGCACACCACGGGAUUAACAGGCGCUGCGGCCGUUGUUGUACUGAUUCUAUGUGCAAACGGUGUAGAAUCAGGAUUUAUAUCAGCUUCUACGUAUGAAAAAUCCGAAACUCCAUCGCAGCAAGGGCAAGGAAACAUCUAUCUGAACGAGGUGCAAAUUAAACAGCAUGGAUCGUUUGGAAAAACUCGAGUAGAGAGGGCCAUAAAUGAAAUGGAGGAACCACUGCCUACGGUUUCAAUCGAGGUCGGGUUAGAAAAUGUACCCGAAUUUUCUAUUGAAAGAAAAUGGAACGAUAUGAACUAAACAAAAAUAAACACGAAAUAAAAUAAAUUAGCACAAUAUGAUAGCCAUAUAGAGCCUCGUAGUUUCUGUUGGUAUCUAGGGGAACGUUAUGCGAAGUAAAAUUAAGUCGUUUAUAUUCAUGCUUUAUGCUAAGGCUUCGAGCGAGGACAGUAUAUAACCACUUUACGUUUUAAGAACAUCUUGCUUGCUAUUGUAACCGAGCUAUGCUGAAAUAAGCUAUCUUUGAAGUACUUUUAAUUAGCCCGUCUGGUCUUUUCUUAUAAAAAAAUCUUUGAUGAAUUAAAAAUUAGGAUCUUUAUUGAAAUUUCAUACUUUUACGAAAACGGUGCGUAUUCAACCCUUGGUAAUGUAAUGAGGAUA
Anopheles darlingi is the source of this 672-nucleotide messenger RNA. RefSeq lists its product as uncharacterized. The transcript is spliced from 2 exons. The record is from RefSeq and is a predicted model, not a curated record. NCBI's taxonomy places the organism in Eukaryota, Metazoa, Arthropoda, Insecta, Diptera, Culicidae. Bases 7 to 312 code for a protein of 101 amino acids.